This is a messenger RNA of Eptesicus fuscus (big brown bat), 1901 nucleotides long. It is a transcript of the gene AMD1, whose product is annotated as adenosylmethionine decarboxylase 1. Gene Ontology annotation, molecular function: adenosylmethionine decarboxylase activity; putrescine binding. The transcript has 9 exons. The record is from RefSeq and is a predicted model, not a curated record. Gene Ontology annotation, biological process: spermidine biosynthetic process; spermine biosynthetic process. Gene Ontology annotation, cellular component: cytosol. The coding region runs from base 344 to 1348 and encodes 334 amino acids. NCBI's taxonomy places the organism in Eukaryota, Metazoa, Chordata, Mammalia, Chiroptera, Vespertilionidae.
CUGCUCACGCAGCGCUCUCGCUUCCACAGUAUGGCCGGCGACAUUAGCUAGCGCUCGCUCAGCUCGCUCUCUAACGGGGAAACAGCGGACUACAAGAGACUGAACUGUAUCUGCCUCUAUUUCCAACAGACUCACGUUCAACUUUUCGCUCACACACACACACACACACAAAAAGAAAAGCCGGGAAAAUUUUAUUAAUUCUUUUUUUAAAAAAAAGUUAAUAUAAAGUUGUAGCAAAAAAAAGGAACCUGAAACCGCUGGAACAAUCCGCAGCAGCGGCGGGAGAAGAGAUUUAAUUUAGUUGAUUUUCUGUGGUUGUUGGUUGUUCGCUAGUCUCACGGUGAUGGAAGCUGCACAUUUUUUCGAAGGGACCGAGAAGCUACUGGAGGUUUGGUUCUCCAAGCAGCAACCCGACGCAAGCCAAGGAUCUGGGGAUCUUCGCACCAUCCCAAGAUCCGAGUGGGACAUACUUUUGAAGGAUGUGCAAUGUUCAAUCAUAAGUGUGACAAAAACUGACAAGCAGGAAGCUUAUGUACUCAGUGAGAGUAGCAUGUUUGUCUCCAAGAGACGUUUCAUUUUGAAGACAUGUGGUACCACCCUCUUGCUGAAAGCACUGGUUCCCCUGUUGAAACUUGCUAGGGAUUACAGUGGGUUUGACUCAAUACAAAGCUUCUUUUAUUCUCGUAAGAAUUUCAUGAAGCCUUCUCACCAAGGGUACCCACACCGGAAUUUCCAGGAAGAAAUAGAGUUUCUUAAUGCAAUUUUCCCAAAUGGAGCAGCGUAUUGUAUGGGACGUAUGAAUUCUGACUGUUGGUACUUGUAUACUUUGGAUUUCCCAGAGAGUAGGGUAAUCAGUCAGCCAGAUCAAACCCUGGAAAUUCUGAUGAGUGAGCUUGACCCAGCAGUUAUGGACCAGUUCUACAUGAAAGAUGGUGUUACUGCAAAGGAUGUCACUCGUGAGAGUGGAAUUCGUGACCUGAUACCAGGUUCUGUCAUUGAUGCCACAAUGUUCAAUCCUUGUGGGUAUUCGAUGAAUGGCAUGAAAUCGGAUGGAACUUAUUGGACUAUUCACAUCACUCCAGAACCAGAAUUUUCUUAUGUUAGCUUUGAAACGAACUUAAGUCAGACCUCCUAUGAUGACCUGAUCAGGAAAGUUGUGGAAGUCUUCAAGCCAGGAAAAUUUGUGACCACCUUGUUUGUAAACCAGAGUUCUAAAUGUCGCACAGUGCUUUCUUCGCCCCAGAAGAUUGAAGGUUUUAAACGUCUUGAUUGCCAGAGUGCUAUGUUCAAUGAUUACAACUUUGUUUUUACCAGUUUUGCUAAGAAGCAGCAACAGCAGCAGAGUUGAUUAACAAAAAUGAAGAAAAAACGCAAAAAGGAAACACACUUAAAAGAAGGUGGUGGCUGCUUUUUAGAUGUUGAUACCGGGGGCCAUGCUUUCCAUAACCACCACCUUGUAGUUGCAGAAAGCCCUAGAUGUAAUGAUAGUGUAAUCAUUUUGAAUUGUAUGCAUUAUUAUAUCAAGGAGUUAGAUAUCUUGCAUGAAUGCUCUCUUCUGUGUUUAGGCAUCCUAUGCCACUCUUGCUGUGAAAUUGAAGUGCAUGUAGAAAAAAACUUUUACUAUAUGAAACUUUACAACACUUACGACAAUUCAAUUUGGUUUAUGCACAGUGUAAUAUUUCUCCAGGUAUCCUCCAAAAUUCCCCACAGACAAGGCUUUCGUCCUCAUUAGGUGUUGGCCUCAGCCUAACCAUCCGGGACUGUUCUAUUAAAUUGCUGCCAGGAUGUUACAUCCAGUUACCUCCAAUUUCUAGAACAUAUUCUCUACUAAUGUUAUUGAAAACAAUUUUUACUUCAUUCAGAUGUUUUUUGCAAUGGCAAUUAAAGUUUUUCUUCCACGA